Drosophila subpulchrella is the source of this 4181-nucleotide messenger RNA. RefSeq lists its product as uncharacterized. The record is from RefSeq and is a predicted model, not a curated record. The transcript is spliced from 7 exons. Gene Ontology annotation, molecular function: transcription factor binding; RNA binding. Gene Ontology annotation, cellular component: nucleus. Lineage: Eukaryota; Metazoa; Arthropoda; Insecta; Diptera; Drosophilidae. The coding region runs from base 385 to 3600 and encodes 1071 amino acids. Gene Ontology annotation, biological process: positive regulation of transcription by RNA polymerase II.
ACUGGCCACACUGUUUACUCCGCUGCCGCGAAACAAGUCGUUCCACGUGAACAUAUUUUGGGCAAUGUGUGAUUCCCGACUCAUGAGAUAAAGUGUUUGUGGAUGCAUUGUCGUGAAGUGACGUUGGCCAACCUUGAAUAGUGGGUGUCCUUUGAGUGGCGGAGACGCAUAAAGGCUGCUGCUGGUUGUCGGCCGAAUAAGGCCUGUGCGUGUGAGGGUGCUGCAGACGCGGCGCUGAACAUGUGAGGUUAAAACAGACGGCCGCAACAAAUACGAAACGAUUCGGCUAACGUGGGCCCACAUAUUAAUAACAGAGUGAUUCUGUGCUGCGAGCAGUUGCGAUUUCAGAAGUUGCAGUAUACGCUGAUGUGCUUGUAAGCAGCAAUGGAUUCCCGAAUGCUAAAUGUUUUCCAAGAAGAUCCCUUUGAGGGAAACUACGCCAAAUACGAAUCUGAUCCGACUUUCUGGUCAUCUAACGAUGAUUUACAACUGACAGAUACACUUAACGGUAUUCUGCCCAUUGUGCCCACAGAUGAGUCCCUCCUCGGCACCAACCGGGAGGAGGAUCUGCAAAACAGAAAGAAUCUGCUGAUCUACAGUGACUUUGUGGAAAAGGAGCUGGGCGACCAAGAUGCAAACGUGCUUAAUGCCCAGGUCUACCAGGCCAUCACCGACAGUGACGUCGAGGUGGCCUACGAGCAGCAGCGCCAGAUAAGCGCUAUUGUAGAGUAUGACAGAGAAGAUGUUGGGGUUGACUGUCUUACAGAAGAGGAGGACGCACAGAGCCAGUGCAGUGCCUCCACAUUUCGGACCCGCACUGACAGCUCAUCGAUUGGUGACUAUGAGUCGCAUUCCAGCGACUACGAAGACGAAUAUGAUAUUGACAACGAGGAUCAGGACCAAAGUAUGUUCCCCGUCAAUGACAAAAUCGUCACCCCGCAGAGCGCCAGUGAGCGCAAGGGACGAACGCUGAGUACAAACACAGUUAUCUCAGAAGUAGAUGCAUUCGGACUAAAUAUCGACGUCAAUAACUUUGACUUAGCUGACUUUAUUACCAAAGAUGAUUUUGCCGAAAAUCUAAACGCCUGUCGCAUAAAAGAGUCUCUGCAAGCACAGGAAACACCUAAACCUAACACUGAGGCAGUAGUAGCCCCAGUUUUAUAUCCAUCCGUGUCAACGACUGUGGUAAAACCAAAAGUUCAUUCCGCCAAGGCAAGGGACUCUGAUUAUGACUCGGACUCAAUUAUCGACGUUGAAACUGUCGAUGUUAUCGAUGUGGAUGAGACUAUUUGGGCAACUGGUCAGACAACGGAAUCAGUUCCAAAUUCCACAGAUUUGAGCUAUGUGGACAAUGUAAGUGCGGACCCUUCCUGGUGUCCCAAGAAGACCUUGCCGAUUGUUAAAGAGAAUAAACCCAUGCAACAGGAGACCCAUCAACUCGCAGCUCCAACUGUAAGCAAACCGAGACCUGCAAAUAUUUGCCUAGUGCCCAAUAAAAAGCAGUGUGACUUUCUUAAGCGAAAGGUUGGAGGUACCUUCUUGUCCAAGCCAUCCAAGAUAGCACCUAAAAAAGUAAACGAGGCUUCUAAAUUAUUAAAUAUCAAGCAGCCGCCAGCAAACCAAAUUCCAUGUACAGGUCUAGGUUUGGGUGGAAAAAACCUUUCACUCCUUAAGCAGGAAAGGGACGCCGCAGUGGCAGCGUGUGCGCCAGAAAAAUCUUCGGCACAACCAACCUCCGCGAUAACCUCGACUGUGACGCUGACGCCAGCCCCAAAGCGAAAGCUAAAUCUGGAAGAGUACAAACAGCGUCGAUGUGGCGGCGUUGGCAACGUAAAAAGCAAACCGACUCCGGCAAAGCAGGCGAAAUUAGAAGUGGCCAGCAAGUUCUCCACUCCUUGCCCUGUUUUAAAGCCUACCCCAUCGCCUCAGAAAGCAGCAAUAGUGAACAUUGUUAACAGCCUGAAGUGCCCCAGUAAAGAACAAACUUCUUUGCCUAUGGAUCCGAUUACAGUAGCCAAGAACAAGGUGUUGCGCAUGCUAGAGAUGAAACGGGCUCAACAGCUAAAGAUAAUCGAUUCUCGCGUAUCAGCAAAGGUGCCACGGGUAACUAAGUUGCCGCCACUUAAGGAUAUUGUCAAGGACACAUAUUGUAUGGAAACUGAAGAUCCCGAUCCAGUGAUUUGUCCACCCAGCAACAAACUUAACUCGAACUAUGAGGAGAUUAUAAUAGUCUCAGUUAGUUGCAAUACGGACAUAACAAUACCGCCUAAUCAAUUAAGCAAGGCCUCCCCUCGUUCUCUUUUAAAGUCAUCAGUUUUGCUGUACAACAUAUCGAACGGUCAAGAUACCACUAAGAACAUAAGCAACUCCCUAAUAGCUAGCAUACAAAGCGAAGUUGUCAGACAAACCAGUAGCACGACCCUCGCGACGAUACCGUCCAUUGCCACACAAGCUAUGAGUUCGACUGACAAAAAUGUUCAGCAUGGCGAAGACAUGGUCAUUAUGCACUUGCCCAAAGAUCGGGUGCGCAAAACUCUUGUAAGCAUUGCCACCCAAACUGAUCUGCAACCGGAAUUCCCACUCUUGUCGCUUCCUCCCACACGAAAGUCUCGAGAACGUACGCGACGUAAUUACCGCAAGCGACGACCCCAUGGUUCGGGUUCAAAUAUGUCCAAUUCUUCGAGUGGCUCAUCCUCGGACUGUAACAGUUCUGUGUCAUACAGAUCUCGAUCGCGAUCUGAUUCGAUUGAGCAGCUGCGUAACUUGGAUGCAGCAGCAACAUUUUUGGGAGGCAGUACUGGGAACGGCGGUUAUUCUUCUCGCAGCACACAGCGCCAUCGCAGCUCAGUGAGCUCUUCAUCUUACUCAGAGGCAGGCAGGUACGAGCGCAGACAACGUCGCACUAGCUACAACAAACGACGUUCCAAAAACCAAAAGAGGGCCAGCGACUCCUCGUCCUGCUCCGGCUCCGAGAAAAGCGAUCGCGAGCGUAGCCGCAGUCCGCACAACAAACUACGCAGCUCGCGUUCCCGCUCGCGUUCAAGGUCUGGCUCGCGCUACCCUAACAAUAACUGCCCUAAUAACAACAAUCGACGCGGAUUCACCGAUCGUAACGUUUCGCAACCGGCCGUAGAGGAGCGGCGAAUCGUCUACGUCGGUCGCAUUGAGCAGGAGACCACAAAGGAACUGUUACGUCGAAAAUUUUUGCCUUAUGGAAGCAUUAAACAGAUAACAAUACAUUACAAAGAAAAUGGAAUGAAGUACGGGUUUGUCACCUACGAAAGAGCGCAGGACGCAUUCACGGCCAUCGACACGAGUCCUAGAGACUCGCAAAUUAACAUGUAUGAUAUAAGCUUUGGAGGAAGACGUGCUUUCUGUCGUGCAUCCUACGCUGACUUGGAUAAUGCUGGUAUCAAUAAUUACCACUCGUAUGUGUUUCCCAAGGAGGCACCAGCACCGAAAGUACAGGAAGACUCUUUCGAAGCCUUAUUGCUUAAAGUAAAGGCAAAGUUAAGUGCUGGUAAGCCGGCGGUAGCUACUCCUCCUGUCGAGCCACAACGAGCUCCAGCUUCUGUAUCCCAAGAGAACAAUCAGAUGUGACAUUUUGGCAGAAAGCUGCUUAAUUUCGUAAUUUUAAUUUUAAUUUUUCUGAGAAUAUGAAGCACGUUACAACCAUUCUUCUACUACUAUUCUUGCAUAACUGUAGACCAAUCCCGAAGUUUCUAGCUGUAUAACUGAAAAGCCUGAUUAUAAUUCAUAAUUUAUCGUAACAUAGUUGACAGAGCUAUGCAAGCAAUAAAUCUAUUGCAAUAUACAUUAGGGUAAUUGUAUUGACCGAAAAUGAAAACUAAAAACAAAACAACAAGAAAUUGAAAUGAAAAUGGAAUUGUGAUAACCGCGUAAUGCAUACAAAGUCAUUUAUUGCAUGUAAGUUAGCAGAAGAUCCAUAGAAAUAGAUAAAUGCACUCAAAUAGCUUUGUAAAUGAAAAUGUAUCUAACCACCACAUCAAUUGAACUGAAAACACAACCAGCCACCCCUGCAACAAUAACAAAUCAAAUGUGUUGAAAAUAUCAAAUAUGUAAAAAAUUGAUGUAUUUUGAGAGAGCAAGGAACGCGCAUGCAGCAUGCGUCUGCCGAGAAUUAAACUGUUGAUAACUAAACUUUGAUAUUAGUUUUUAAA